Selaginella moellendorffii is the source of this 581-nucleotide messenger RNA. RefSeq lists its product as uncharacterized. Gene Ontology annotation, cellular component: endoplasmic reticulum membrane. Bases 25 to 552 code for a protein of 175 amino acids. The record is from RefSeq and is a predicted model, not a curated record. Gene Ontology annotation, biological process: endoplasmic reticulum organization; vesicle-mediated transport. The transcript is spliced from 6 exons. Lineage: Eukaryota; Viridiplantae; Streptophyta; Lycopodiopsida; Selaginellales; Selaginellaceae.
UCCACUUUAGGGAGCCGGAUCUCGAUGAGGCGUGGUGGCUCGGCAGUGCGGCCGGUCGGCACCGAUGGAUCGGAUUUCUCCUACCGCAUGACCGUGGACGACAAAUACCGGAGAGCUGCGCAUGCUCGUAUGCAUUUGCGGAGAUUUGUGGCGAUCCAGACAGCGUUUGUGUUGUUCAAGGCUCUAUGGUCGACUCUCAUGACUCUCAAUGGCGAGCCGCUUGAAAUGACCACCGUGUGUGCGUGUAUCUUUGGGGGAGCUUCUGUCCUCGUUGGAACGCUCGCUCUGAAAACUGGUGCUUCGCCCCAUUUGCUCAAGCUCUACUUGCUCCUCACGGGGACUUCCAUCUCGCUCUCGCUGCUCCCGAUCAUCUCUGGCCGUUUCUUCGCAGAGCAGUGGUCGGACGAGUGGCAGAAGAGCAGCAAGGAAAACAGGAACAAAGUCAUCCUCGUUAGCCUCGAAGCCGUCCAAGAAGCCAUUGGGAUUUUGGUCCAGCUUCUGUCCGUCUCGAAAGCGCUCUCGUUAUCCAACAGCAUUGCUCGCAAGAAAUAAGAAGUAAAGUUCCUUUCUUUCCUCAACCA